Molecule: messenger RNA, 1523 nt
Organism: Gossypium arboreum
Lineage: Eukaryota; Viridiplantae; Streptophyta; Magnoliopsida; Malvales; Malvaceae
Product: nudix hydrolase 15, mitochondrial
Exons: 4
Biological process (GO): coenzyme A catabolic process
Molecular function (GO): acetyl-CoA hydrolase activity; coenzyme A diphosphatase activity
Source: RefSeq, a predicted model, not a curated record
GUAUUUUUGGUUAAUUCACCCAAUUUUAUUUCUGCCUAACCUUCUCAGAAGAGGGAAAAAAAAAAAAAGCAGAGAAUCAUUAUUUCCUCUUCUUCUCGUUAUACGAAUUUGGUUGUACCAUGCAAAACCUGGAUUCAUGAGCUUCUCAAUUCUAAAGAGAUUACCUUUAUUUUCUCCACCAUUUGUCAACGUAAUGGCUUUAUCAUCUUUCUACUGUGGAGUUCAAUCAAAGAGAUUCUUAGUGUUAGCCCAGCAGCUGCGUCAUUAUAAGCCUCCACCUUGUUCCUGGGAUGACAACGAGGAACGAAUCAUUGAGGAAGCCGCCGGGAAAUUUGUUUCCCAAGUGGGUUUUCAAGAAUCCGUUACCCGAGUGGCUCAAAACCCAGAAAAGUUUAGAUCCAAAAGAGCUUCUGUUUUGAUCUGUCUCUUUGAAGGGGAUGCUGGGGAUUUGCGUGUCAUUUUGACCAAAAGGUCUUCAAGAUUAUCUACUCAUUCGGGGGAAGUUUCAUUGCCUGGUGGGAAAGCAGAUGAGGGGGACAAAGAUGAUGGUGAUACAGCAACUAGAGAGGCUAAAGAAGAGAUUGGGUUGGACCCUUCACUUGUCAAUGUUAUAACUGUUCUUGAACCAUUUUUGUCUAAGCAUCUCCUAAGAGUAGUUCCUGUUAUCGGUGUACUUAACGACAGAAAGGCAUUCAAGCCUACUCCGAAUCCUGCUGAAGUGGAUGCAGUAUUCGAUGCUCCACUGGAAAUGUUCAUUAAGGAUGAAAAUUGAAGCGCGGAAGAGAGAGAAUGGAUGGGAGAGAAGUAUCUUCUUCACUUCUUCGACUAUGAAAUCGAGAAUAAGAGGUAUUUAAUAUGGGGUUUAACUGCUGGUAUUUUGAUAAGAGCUGCUUCAGUGGUCUACCAGCGACCCCCUGCUUUCCUGGAACAGAGUCCCAAGUUCAAGUUUCCUGGACUUGUGGACAAAUAAUCAAACUACGCAUCAUAGAAAAAAUUUAGUCAACGUAACUUGUGCAUCAACGGCAUCUCGAAAAGUAAAUAGUCCAUCAUAAAUUAUAAACGAGACUGUUCAUUCAUGUCAAUCUUCCCCUUGUUUUACUCUUCCUUCAAACAAUUAGAACAAGAACAAAUUAUUAUUAUUAUUAUUAUUAUUAUUAUUAUUAUUAUUAUUAGCCAAAUUAGCAACAAGACAGCUCUGCUAGCAGGAUUCAGAUAUCUAGAAACAGCUCAAAGUUUACUAAAUUCUUUCCUACUAAAUUUCUCCAUCUCUUCUCUAAAAUCAGCUAUGGCACUCUCACGCAAGCUCACCAACACUUUAAAUCCUUUAUUCUUCCCUGUAUUUGAUGAAGCAUAAGGCAGGAAAAAGCAUGGCUCCACACUCCCAAGGAAAUUGGUUGAAAGUGGCAACACUGUAGUGGGACCUCCCCAACCAAAAUCUACAGCCGAAUGGCCCAAAUGUCGCCAAUCAGUGAACCCACUCACCCCUUUCCCAGCCGUGAUGCCGUCUUCAUAGUGCAGUUCUU